Molecule: messenger RNA, 2251 nt
Organism: Schistocerca gregaria
Lineage: Eukaryota; Metazoa; Arthropoda; Insecta; Orthoptera; Acrididae
Product: RNA polymerase-associated protein RTF1 homolog
Exons: 4
Coding region: 178-1992 (604 amino acids)
Cellular component (GO): Cdc73/Paf1 complex
Molecular function (GO): RNA polymerase II C-terminal domain phosphoserine binding; DNA binding
Source: RefSeq, a predicted model, not a curated record
UCAGUCGUAUUUUCUCGCCGGCUACGAUAUCAUUACGUCCGGUCAUCGAGGUCGGUGAGUUGCGCAUGAAUGUUCGAAGCAAUUCGUAGAUAGGGCGGUCAGCUAGUAGGCUGCGAUUCGUUUUUGCAAGGAGCAUAGGUGAUCUGCCGGCUGUUCGCGUCUCGUAGUUGCGGCGAUAUGGAAAGGUACAAGAACCAUGCCUUGGACGAGGAUUACAAGCCGGAGUUCAAGAAAAGAAAGCGGGGGCAAUGGCAGAGGGAGACAGACGUCGUUUGCGACGAGGAGGAAGAGGAUAGUGUGGAGGAGGGGUCCGAUGUGGUGUCGUCUUCGCUGGAGAGUGUGGUGGAUGGGAGCGAGAUUUCGGACGACGAGCAGGACUCGUACGACAGCGAUUUAUACAUUGACGAGAGGGAUCGGGAGGAGCUGGCGAGGCUUCCGGAGUCUCAGCGUGAGGAGGUGUUGUUCGAGCGAAGUGAGCGUCGAAAGCAGAUUCGGGAGCGAAAUGCGUUGAAGAGCAAAUUGAGAAUGCAGCUUCAGAAGGAGCGUCGAGGUAUGACGGAGGCGAGUGGAUACGCGUCGACGAGGCACGCGCGGGAGGCGGAGAGGUCUGGGGAGAAGAGGCAGCAGGAUGCGCUGAGCGAGUUGAAGGUGUUGCGCGAGAAGAAGAUGGUGAAGUCCGGCUUGAGCCGCGGUUUGACGAGGCAGGGUUCGGCGCCUGAAGGUGCUGAGGUGGAAAGAGAGGUUGUGGGGGGAUGCGAUGUGGGGGGUGGUCGGCGGGAUACGAGGAAGGACGUGGCGGAGAAGGACGCGAAGGAGGUGGAGUUUGUGGUUCGGGACGAGACGACAUAUCAAGACAUUUGUCGCAUUACGAUACGUCGCAACACGUUGUUGAAGUGGAUAGGCGAGCCGUAUUGGGACAGGACGGUCCGCGGGGUGCUUGUGCGCGCCUGCGUUGGUCAGAGCGCGUCUGGAGGGAUCUACAGAUUGGCGGAGGUGGUUGAUUAUCACGAACAAGAAAAUUUGAAGUAUGUGUUGGAUGGGAAGGAAUAUUCGAUGAAGUUGUCGUUGACGAUUGGCGAUGCGACGCGAGACUUUACACUGGAGUACAUUUCUAAUUAUUUGCCCUCUGAGACGGAAUACCAAGACUGGAAGAGGCUGGUCUUGAACCAGAAGCUCUUGCUUCCGACGAAGGAAAGUAUGAAGCGCAUUUACGCGAACAUUGAGGCAGCUCGGAACUACGUGCAUACGUGUGAGGACGUUGAUCGCAAGGUCGCCGAGAACAAUGCCAAGCUUAGACGUGAGGGCCGAAAUUUAGCCGUUUAUUCGCCGAUUUUGCGCAAGAAUACGCUGUUGAUGCUCAAGUGUGCCCAGGCGCGCCAGGACCACGCCAACAUUGCUCGUCUCGAGGCGGAACUGCGCGAACUCGACGAAUUGAGGGCGGCUGAACAAAAGAGGAGUGUGAUCGCCACCGCCAACGCUCAGGUUAUCCUGUCAAUCAAUCAGAAAAACCGCGGGAAGAACACGGCCAUCAGGCGCUCCUACGUCCCCGAAUCGACAGUUUUGGAGACCGAGCUGAACCCCUUUGCUCGUCGGCCCACCUACAGCUCGGUGUUCAUAGCCAGACAGACCAAGCCGCUGAUCGAAACGAAGGAAAAUGCAACCGGCGGCAACGCCGAGGAAGAAGUCUUGCCUGAGGCGGCUUCGCCGACUUCACCGCCUCAGCAACCGCUCGAAGACGACUGGAGGUCGUCGGUCGACGUCGAUCUGAAACUGGACCUAGACAGCCAGCAACUCGCACCUGUCAACACCCUGGUUGCCAGCACCUCUUUUUCAGAAGAGAAGCCCGCCGACUCGAGUCCCGCUGCCGCCAAGCAGUCGUACGGAACGGCAGAGGAAGUCCUGCGCGUCGAGGCGCAGAUCCCCGCACCGAGACCCGUGCCGGGUCGAGUUGUCUCUCUGACGGACUACCUGAGACAAAAAAAACAGACCUGAGCCGAAAAGAUCCAAAAAAAGAUGCCUCUGCGUUUGCCUGUAAACACGUGUGUGUAUUGUGUAAAUGUAUGUGCAUUCACGGUCUGAACGCGGGAUUGCGGGGUCUCUGAAAUUCAAGCGAGGUGAGAAGGACCAGCUUCAGAGGCGCGCUUCGGGCAAGACGGUGCGCGCAGAGAGCGUCUCGGUCGAGUGUUGCGUGCUGUAGAAAGAGCAGACUGGAAGAAAAGAGGAAAAUGAGUAAAAAAAAAAAAAAAAGUAC